CUCUCUCUCUUCCAUUUGAUCAUUUUGCUUCAGCGUUUCAUUUCAGACACCCUGCACGCAUCAAUGGCAGCUUGAGCUUGAAGCAUCCGCCGCCAAGGACGAGCCCUCCCCCGCCGAAAAGCCACCAGCUUUCUCCUGCCAUGGGCAACGGCAUCACCCGGCUCCGCCGCUGCUUCGCCGACUCCGGCGCCGGAGAGAUCUCCCGCCGCCACGACGGGGCGGACUCCUUCCCCCACCCCUCCUCCUACUCCGACGAGGGCCACGGCCACUCCUUCUGCUACAUCCGCCAAGACCCGGCAUCCUCCUCCGAUCUCCACUCCGAGGACUGCACGACCCAGACGACGGUGACGUCGACGACGUUCAGCUCGAUAUCCGGCGCCUCCAUCAGCGCCAACGCCUCCUCCCCGCUGUCCACCUCCCUGGCCGACGCGUGCUACUACACGACGACCUCGCUCGAGAAAGCCUCCGUCUUCGAGAGCUCCGUCUCGUUCGCGUCCGUGCCCCUCCAGCCCGUCCCCCGGGGCGGGUCGAGGUCGGGCCCCAUGGAGAAAGGGUUCUUGUCGGGCCCCAUCGAGCUCAGGUCCGCGUCCGGCCCUAUCGAUCAGGGUCUCUACCACUCGGGCUCGAUCGUCGACCGUUCGUCGUGCGAUCGGUGGCAGAGGGACUUCUCUCUCGGCGGGUACGGCUCCAAGAAACGCAGGUUGGCCAAGUACUUGAGAAGAGCGAUCGCUAAGCGAGUGUUGAGAGCGAACGAUUACAUGUUUUCAGGCAGGAGUUCGGAUUUUUACAACGUUAAGAGCACGAGCAGCAGUGGAAUUUUGAAUGGCGAGAGCGAGUUUUAUGUGGAGAAUCAAAAUCUCGAAUGGGCACAGGGCAAAGCAGGGGAAGACAGAAUGCACGUGGUGGUCUCCGAGGAAAAUGGUUGGGUCUUCGUGGGGAUUUACGAUGGCUUCAAUGGCCCUGAUGCCCCCGAUUUCUUGCUCUCCAAUCUUUACUCUGCUGUCUGCAAAGAACUCCAAGGGCUGCUCUCGAAGAAGAGUCUGGCCACGCCAGCCGACGGGGACAGAGGAAACCUUCGUCUAUGGUCGGAUUCGGGGAAGGCUGCGGAUCACUCGGACGUGCUGAACGCGCUCGAGACGGCACUGAAGAAGACGGAGGGAGCGUUUCUGGAGACAGCGGAUAGGAUGGUGAAGGAGAAUCCAGAGUUGGCCCUGAUGGGGUCUUGCGUCCUGGCGAUGCUGAUGACGGGCGAGGAUAUUUACUUGAUGAACGUCGGGGAUAGCCGGGCUAUUUUGGCUCGGAAGGGUAAAUCGGAUGCGAAGGGCACUGCUUAUAGGAUCGAUUCGCGUGACGGUGGUGACCAGUUCGACGAAAUGCACAAUCUGAUUUCCCUCCAACUGACCCAGGAUCACAGCACAUAUGUGGAAGAGGAAGUGCACAGAAUCAGGAAUGAACAUCCGGACGAUGCUUCCGCGGUAGUGAACGACCGCGUGAAGGGUUAUCUGAAAGUCACCCGAGCAUUCGGCGCCGGGUUUCUCAAACAGCCGAAGUGGAACGAUGCUCUCCUGGAGAUGUUCAGAAUCGACUACAUUGGGACUUCCCCAUAUCUCACUUGCACGCCAUCUCUGAGCCACCACAGGCUCGGGCCGAGAGACCGAUUCUUGAUACUGUCCUCGGACGGGCUCAACCAGUACUUCACCAAUCAGGAGGCCGUUUCCGAAGUAGACUCGUUCCUUUCCUCAUUCCCCGAAGGAGACCCCGCCCAGCACCUUGUCGAAGAAGUGUUGUUCCAAGCCGCCAAGCAAGCCGGUAUGGAUUUUCAUGAGUUGCUUGACAUUCCUCAAGGGGAUCGCCGCCGGUACCACGACGACGUUUCGAUCAUCAUCAUAUCCUUGGAAGGAAGAAUAUGGCGGUCACCAAUGUAGAUACAGC
Molecule: messenger RNA, 1932 nt
Organism: Rhodamnia argentea
Lineage: Eukaryota; Viridiplantae; Streptophyta; Magnoliopsida; Myrtales; Myrtaceae
Product: probable protein phosphatase 2C 4
Exons: 4
Coding region: 141-1925 (594 amino acids)
Biological process (GO): protein dephosphorylation
Molecular function (GO): protein serine/threonine phosphatase activity
Source: RefSeq, a predicted model, not a curated record